Musca domestica (house fly) is the source of this 1012-nucleotide messenger RNA. It is a transcript of the gene mRpL47, whose product is annotated as large ribosomal subunit protein uL29m. The record is from RefSeq and is a predicted model, not a curated record. Gene Ontology annotation, cellular component: mitochondrial ribosome; mitochondrial large ribosomal subunit. The transcript has 4 exons. Gene Ontology annotation, biological process: mitochondrial translation. NCBI's taxonomy places the organism in Eukaryota, Metazoa, Arthropoda, Insecta, Diptera, Muscidae. The coding region runs from base 135 to 971 and encodes 278 amino acids. Gene Ontology annotation, molecular function: structural constituent of ribosome.
GCACUGGUGCGAAUACAUGUAGAAGACGGAUUUCAAGAGGGGACACAGCACGCAUUGUGUAAUGUGAUAGAAAUUUUUGUUUGGUCGAUUGCGGAAAAGUUUAUAAAAUAAAUGAAUUAAACUUGUUGAAAACAAUGGCAGGAUUCACAAAAUUAGUCAAUGUGUCCCAAAGCAUAAAAGUCUGCUGUGCGGCCUUGGGUAAUUUGUCCAUACAGAGCACAACAAGAAACUUUGGAUCACUGUUGAGGUUUCAACAACACGUACAACCUCAACUAUGUGCCAGUGCUUCGGCAAUCACUGGUCGAAAUUUCUCAACGAACCAAACAAAAUGUGAUUUGAUGCAAUUUUUUGACGAUCCUAAAAACUGGCCUGAAAAUGAGGUUAAAGUUGGUCGUGCCUGGAAGCUAGAUGAACUACGUAUAAAGUCUAACAAAGAAUUGCAUCAGUUGUGGUAUGUUUUACUAAAGGAACGUAACAUGCUGCUGACCAUGGAACACGAAUGCAAUGAGAAGAUGGAACUGUUUCCCAGUCCAGAGCGUUUGGAUAAAGUGAAAAUAUCGAUGGAGAAUUUGGAAACAGUUGUGAGAGAACGUAAUAAGGCCUAUCAUUUGUUGGAGACGGGUGAGACUGGUGAACGUCCUCAACGUUUGGUGGCUAACAAUCUGGGUAUUCGCUACAUGUACAAAUCUGUUGAGCAUGUCCUGCCGCCAUUUAUGAACGUCAGAUGGAUUAAGACCCGCUCCAUUGGCUACGGAGGACGUGCUGUGCGCAAAUUCUUGUUGAAAUAUCGCGAAAAACUUUACAAUGAAAAGCGAAAGGCCAAGAAUCGCUCUCGCAAUGAAGUCAUGAUGUUGCUACGCCGCAACCCUAACAUGGAUGUUGAUUUCCUCAGACGUAAAUUCCCCAAUGUGAAUAUAGAUAAAUUGAUGGAGUCGGAUAAAAUCCGUGGUCAUUAUGUACCCAAUGUAUAGAUUCCAAAAUAAUACAAAUUUGUUGUGUUUUUUAAAAGUCA